AUGCCGAAGCCGCCGUUACUGUUGCGGGGGAGCCGCCCCGGGGACAGCGAGCUGGGGCGGCAGUUCCGGGACUGGUGCCUGCGCACCUACGGGGACUCGGCCAAAACCAAGACGGUGACCCGGAGCAAGUACCAGCGCAUCGCCGAGGUGCUGCAGGGGGGAACCGGCUCCGGCGGCGGCUCCGGCGGGGGGGAGAAAGGCAAGUUCCAGUUCUGGGUCCGGUCCAAAGGCUUCCGCCUGGGAAACGGCACCAGGGAGGCGACGAAGAUGGGUCAAGUGGUGGUAUAUGUGCCGGUGAAAACGGGAACGGGGGCAGAUGGACUGUCGGAGCCCGAGGGCAUCUCUCUGAAACGCGUGGCUGUGGUGGAAGAUUUCUUUGACAUCAUCUACUCGAUGCAUGUGGAAAGCUCGUCGGAGCCGGGCAAAGCACCCAAACAUGCCGGGCAGAAGAAAACCUACCGAGCGAUUGCAGAGACCUAUGCUUUCCUCCCGAGAGAAGCUGUGACCAGGUUCCUGAUGAGUUGCACUGAGUGCCAGAAGAGGAUGCAUUUCAACUCCAAUGGCCUGGAGCCCAAAGAGAGCGAGCCACCUUCCUCCUUGGUUUCUGGGAUCAUUGACUACAACAUGCCCCUCACCUCGACUUACCUGAAGCAGAUGAAACUGCGGGUGAUGAAUUCACAGGAGCAGGAUGAGACGUCGGUGAGCAGCGAGGACUUUGAUAUGAACGACUCCACAUGGAUCUCAGCUGACCAGCACCUGAACUCCAGCCUGAGCCCCAGCCAGGACGAGAGCAUGCGUAGCCCACAGAACCUGCACGGCCAUGAGGAUGAUGACUCCUCGUCAGAGAGCUGCAGUGGGAAUGGCUCCUCCACCCUGAACCCCUCCACCUCCAGCAGCACGCAGGGCGACAGUGCCUUCCCCGAAAUGAACGGCAAUGGCACCGCAGCCCCCAUGGAUUUCACCGCCUCAGCUGACGACCAGCCCAUCAACCUCUGCGACAAGCUCACACCUGCCCACAUCACCCCUUCCUACCAGUCUGACAGCUGCAGUGCCGACGGGCUGCGCAGCAGGGUCAAGUACGGGGUCAAGACCACAGCAGAGUCCCCCCCAUACAGCUCUGGCAGCUAUGAUUCCAUCAAGACAGAGGUGAGCGGCUGCCCCGAGGACCUGACUGUCGGCAGGGCCCCCACAGCUGAUGAAGAUGAUGAUGACCAUGACGACCAUGAAGACAAUGAUAAGAUCAAUGACUCAGAGGGGAUGGACCCAGAGAGGCUAAAGGCCUUCAAUAUGUUCGUGCGCCUUUUUGUGGAUGAGAACCUGGACCGGAUGGUUCCCAUCUCCAAGCAGCCCAAGGAGAAGAUCCAGGCCAUCAUCGAGUCCUGCAGCCGGCAGUUCCCCGAGUUCCAGGAGCGGGCGCGCAAGCGCAUCCGCACUUACCUCAAAUCCUGCCGUCGCAUGAAGAAGAACGGGAUGGAGAUGACCAGGCCUACUCCACCUCACCUGACCUCAGCCAUGGCAGAGAACAUCCUGGCCGCUGCCUGCGAGAGCGAAACACGGAAAGCAGCCAAGAGGAUGCGGCUGGAGAUCUACCAGACCUCCCAGGACGAACCGAUCGCUCUAGAUAAGCAGCACUCCAGAGACUCCACAGCCAUCACCCACUCCUCCUACUCACUGCCAGCUUCAUCUUACUCCCAAGACCCAGUGUACAUCAAUGGAAGCCUGAACUACAGUUACCGUGGCUACGGGUCCCUGGGGGGCAGCCUGCAGCCCCCCUCAUCCCUCCAGACAGGCAACCACAGUAAUGGUCCGACCGAUCUCAGCAUGAAAGGUGGGGCCUCCAGCACAGCCCCCUCCAACAGCACCAGCCGGGGCAUGCAGGCAGCCCAGCUGAGCCCCACGGAGAUCAGCGCCGUGCGGCAGCUCAUCGCCGGGUACCGGGAGUCGGCGGCAUUCCUGCUCCGCUCUGCAGACGAACUGGAAAACCUCAUUUUACAGCAGAACUGA
Molecule: messenger RNA, 2004 nt
Organism: Cinclus cinclus
Lineage: Eukaryota; Metazoa; Chordata; Aves; Passeriformes; Cinclidae
Gene: NOL4L
Product: nucleolar protein 4 like
Exons: 11
Coding region: 1-2004 (667 amino acids)
Source: RefSeq, a predicted model, not a curated record